Messenger RNA from Staurois parvus, 255 nucleotides. The record is from the annotation of a GenBank genome assembly. NCBI's taxonomy places the organism in Eukaryota, Metazoa, Chordata, Amphibia, Anura, Ranidae.
AUGAUGGAGAGGGAAACGGUGGCAAAAAUGGCGGCGUCCGCGGAUGGCCAGACAAAAUACGGGCAGUCGGUGAAGGGACUGCUCACCGAGAAGGUCAGCACAUGCGGGGCUGACGUCAUCGCCCUCACCAAACAGGUGCUGAAAGGAUCGCGGAGUUCCGAGUUUCUUGGCCAUGCUGCCAGAAAUAUGGUGAUGCAAGAAGAUGCCAUUUUACAUUCGGAAGAUGUAAGUAAAUACAAUCACACAAUAUGCUGA